AUGAGUAAUUUAUGGAACAUAGCAAUAUUUCAGGUGGAAGUAAAGCCUGCUAAAUCACGGGAGAACAAGAAAGUGUUUGUUGGCGGGCUACCAUCUGAUUAUAAUGAGGGCGAACUCCGAUCGCACUUCGAACAGUUCGGAAAAGUCGAAGACAUCGAAUGGCCUUUUGAUAAGCAGACAAAAAUGCGCCGUAAUUUCGCAUUCAUUGUCUUCGAGGAGGAAGAGGCUGCCGAUAAGGCAUCCGCUCAGUCGAAGCAAACAUUUGGCAAUCGCGAAUGCGACGUUAAGAAAGCAGUUCCUCAAGGAAAGCGAUUUGCUGCCAUGGGAGGACGCGGCAACGGCAUGAGGCCAUAUGGUGGCCGAGGUGGCGUCAACGGAGGGGCAGCUUGGUAUGGAGCUUGGGGACAAAUGGGGAUGCCAUAUGGAGCUGGAGCUGCAUGGGGAGAUUGGUAUGGGGCAGCCAAUUCUUUCUAUGGUCAACAGAAUGGAUCGGCUGCUUAUGGAAAUGCUUAUGGCGCAGGUGGUGCAGGAUACGAUUCCUACCAGCAAGGUGGUGCUCGUCAAAAUGGCAACGCAAAUGGACAACGUUACCAACAGGCUGCUCAGCAGCAGCAGUAUUGA
Strongylus vulgaris is the source of this 621-nucleotide messenger RNA. NCBI's taxonomy places the organism in Eukaryota, Metazoa, Nematoda, Chromadorea, Rhabditida, Strongylidae. The record is from the annotation of a GenBank genome assembly.